UCAUUUUCUUCCCAGGGAGCUUCUUUCGCCUUCUCCCUUCCUGCCGCUCCCUAGAUAGGGUUAGGGUUUCCUCCACCGUCCCCUCCCCCCGCACAAGCACAGCAUCUGGAAUGCCACCGGCAGGCAUGACCUAUCGCGGUCCUUGGAAAUGGCUCCGGGCUCCAAGGCGUAAGAGGAGGAAGGUUGAAGUCGAAGAGAUUGGGGGCCAAGACGAAGAAGACAUGGGGAUCGAAGCGGAAGACGAAGAAGAAGAAGACGAAGAAGAAGAAGAAGAAGAAGAAGAAGAAGAAGAAGAAGAAGACGGAGAAGGAGAAGGUAUGGGCGCAGGGAUUGGGGGCGGAGACCAAGGCGGAUGGGAUGGGGGCGGAGACCAAGGCGGAUGGGAUGGGGGCGGAGGCCAAGGCCAAGGCGACGUGUUUUUUCUCGAAGAUGUUCCUCAGCCGAUUAUUUGGGGUAGGAGAAGUCAUCUCGAUGGAGUGGCAUGGACGUGUGUCUGUCAACACACGAAUCAUCCAUCCCGAGAACUUUUCGUGGACCUGCCUGCCUUCUACUGCACCAACUGCAAUGCUGAGAGAAGGAUUGAUUUCCGCUUCUCGUUUGGGAACCUUGCGGCAAAUGAGGAAUGCCCUAUUGGGGAGAUUCUAUACCAGGGGCAAACAAAUGAUUGCUUGUUAUUUGCACUUGCAAAAGGAGCUGAAAUUACCGAUAGAAUGCGUGAAAUUUUGUCAGGCAGCGAUCUUGUCAUCCCCACCUUAGAUCCAUUCAGUUUGAAGGAAAUUUGUUUGGCUUCUGGAUUGUUUGAGGGGGGGCGGAUUAAACUCUCUGGUGAUGAAGCAUUGGGAAAAAUGUUUCAUUUAAUGCAGACAGUUGGAAUACAGGAUGCGGCACGCGAACAUACCUGCAGAAUCGGCGGCGUAGAGCAAGUCCAAGGUUAUUUUGAAGAUAUUGUUAGAGAGCUCGCGAAGGGUUAUCCCCUCAUGGUUGACAUUAUGCCUGGGAAGGAGUUUGGGCAUAUUAAAUAUCAUGAGGUAUAUCGCUGCCCGUUCAAUAACAGGACCAUAAAAGCUGGAAGCAAAGUCAUGAUGCACACAGUGCUCCUCGUGGGUGCUGCCAGGUUAAGAGAGCUUGAUUAUUUCUACUUCCUAAACAGUUACGGGGAGUGGUGGUGUGUAAGAGUCCACCGACACACUAAAGACAAGAUUGGGGGUAUUGGGAAACUUGUUGCUGAUGAUAUUUGUUGCCAGCCGUACAAGUUCCUCAGAAUUGUCCAACCAUGACUAGGUAGAAGUAGUAUCAAUAGCUGUUUGUUCUGCUGCUGUAUUUAAGAUUCAGUGACCAUGUUCAAUCCUGGAAGAAACAGUCAACCUUGGGCUACUUGAUAUUAAUUUCACUGUUUCAGUAUGUCAGUACUGUUUAAUCCAAGUCUGCUGUUCUGACAUCAUGUGAACUUAAA
Messenger RNA from Lolium perenne, 1453 nucleotides. RefSeq lists its product as uncharacterized. Lineage: Eukaryota; Viridiplantae; Streptophyta; Magnoliopsida; Poales; Poaceae. The record is from RefSeq and is a predicted model, not a curated record.